GAGCGGCGGCGGGCCCGCACUGCAGCGCGAGCGCGCGACCGGCCGGCCGUGGACGUAGAGUGCGGCCGGGCCCGAGCGCCGAGCGGGCGUCGCGCAGGCAGACAGGCCGUGGCCGCCGUCGGAUCCCGCCCCGCGCCCCGCCAUGCAGUCCGCGGGCCCCGCCUGAGCCGCGGCCGCCGGCGCCGGGCGGGCUCGGGGGCUCGGGGCCGGGCCGGGGCCAUGCGCGCGCUGCCCUGACGAUGCCGCCCGCCGCGCCCGCCCGCCUGGCGCUCGCCCUGGGCCUGGGCCUGUGGCUCGGGGCGCUGGCGGGGGGCCCCGGGCGCGGCUGCGGGCCGUGCGCGCCGCCCUGCCUGUGCGGCCCGGCGCCCGGCGCCGCCUGCCGCGUCAACUGCUCCGGCCGCGGACUGCGGACGCUCGGACCCGCGCUGCGCAUCCCCGCCGACGCCACCGCGCUAGAUGUGUCCCACAACCUGCUCCGGGCACUGGACGCUGGGCUCCUGGCGAACCUCUCUGCAUUGACAGAGCUGGACAUAAGUAACAACAAGAUUUCUACUUUAGAAGAAGGAUUAUUUGCUAAUUUAUUUAAUUUAAGUGAAAUAAACCUGAGCGGAAACCCACUGGAGUGUGACUGUGGUCUGGCGUGGCUGCCUCGCUGGGUGGAAGAGCAGCGGGUUCGCGUGGUUCGGCCCGAGGCGGCCACGUGUGCCGGGCCCGGCCCCCUAGCUGGCCGGCCCCUGCUCGGCGUCCCAUUGUCAGAUAGCGGCUGUGGUGAGGAGUACAUCGCCUGCCUCCCGGACAACAGCUCUGGUGCCGCGGUGCCGGUGGCCUUCUCCACUGCCCACGAGGGCCCGCUGGCACCCGAGGCCUGCGGCGCCUUCUGCUUUGCGGCUGGCUGGGGCCUCGGGGCCCUCUCGGACCAGGGCUGGUGCCUGUGCGGGGCGGCCCAGCCCCCCAACGCCUCCUCGGCUUGCCUACCCUUGUGCUCCAGCCCCCCGCUGCCCCUCGCCCCUGCCUGCGGGGGCCCCACCCUCCUUGAGAACGUCUUCCCUGCCUCCCCAGGGGCCGCCCUGGUGGGGCCUCCAGGACCCCUGGCCUCUGGCCAGCCAGCAGCCUUCCAUGUCACUGCCUCCCUGCCCGUCAGCUCCACACACUGGGACUUUGGUGACGGCUCCCCUAAGGUGGAUGUUGCUGGUCCUGCCACCACUCACCGCUAUUCCCUGCCCGGCCACUACCAGGUGACAGCCGUGCUGGCCCUGGGGGCUGGCUCAGCCCAGCUAGGGGCCAAGGUGCAAGUGGAGGCGGCCCCUGCUGCCCUGGAGCUCGAGUGUCCAGUCUCGGUACUCAGUGAUGAGAGCCUCAAGCUUGGCGUCCGAAAUCGUGGUGGCUCCGGCCUGGAAGCCACCUACAGUAUUGUGUCUUUGGGCGAGGAGCCAGGUCGAGUGGUGCAUCCGCUCUGCCCCUCGGACACCGUGAUCUUCCCCGGUAAUGGGCACUGCUACCGCCUGGUGGCCGAGAAGGCCGCCUGGCUGCAGGCACAGGAGCAGUGCCGGGCGUGGGCCGGGGCCGCCCUGGCCAUGGUGGACAGUCCCGCCGUCCAGCGCUUCCUGGUCUCCCAGGUCACCAGGAGCCUGGACGUGUGGAUUGGCUUCUCGGCUGUGGAGGGGGCUGAGGCGGGCCCUGCCGUGCGGGGUGAGGCCUUCAGCCUGGAGAGCUGCCAGAACUGGCUGCCUGGGGAGCCGCACCCUGCCACGGCUGAGCGCUGUGUGCGGCUUGGGCCCGCGGGGCAGUGCAACACGGACCUGUGCUCGGUGCCCCACAGCUACGUCUGUGAGCUCCGGCCUGGAGGUCCUGUGUGGGAUGCGGAGAACUUCCUUGUGGGAGCGCCCCCUGGAGACCUGCAGGGACCCUUGAGUCCCCUGGCACAGCAGGAGGCCCUGUCAGCCCCCCAGGAGCCUGUCGAGGUGAUGGUGUUCCCCAGCCUGGGCCUGAGUAGAGAAGCCUUCCUCAUCGCUGCCGAGUUCGGCACUCAGGAGCUCCACCGACCCGCCCAGCUGCGGCUGCAGGUGUUCCGGCCCGAGGGAGGAGCAGGGGCCCCAGGACAUGGCGGGGAGCCUGAGAAUGCGUCCCUGGAGAGCCAGGCUCGGCCGGUGCCCGCGUGCACCCCAGAGGGACGCUGGUGCCCCCAAACUGGUAUCCCCCUGUCACCGGACACCCUCUGCCGGCCCCGGGUCUGUGCCAACGCGUCCACGUCAGGGCCAGGGCCCCCUGGGACCUCCUGUGUGCUCUGGAAGGAGUUUCUGUUCUCCGUGCCGGCAGGCCCUCCCACCCAGUACUCAGUCCCCUUCCAGGGCCAGGACGGCCCCCUGCUCCCCGGUGACCUUGUCACCUUGCAGCACGACGCUGGACCAGGUGCCCUCCUGCACUGCUCGCCGGCACUCGGACCCCCUGGCCCUGAGGCGCCGUACUUGUCCGCCGUGGCCUCGGCCUGGCUGGCCCACCUGCCCGCCCAGCUGGAGGUGGCCCCGACCGGCCCCGCCUGCGCCCUGCGGCUGCUCGCCGCCACAGAGCGCCUCACCCCUCUGCUCGGCCUGAGGCCCAACCCGGGGCUGCGGCGGCCUGGGCACUAUGAGGUCCGGGCCACAGUGGGCAACAGCGUGUCCACGCACAACCUGUCCUGCGACUUUGAUGUGCUCUCCCCGGUGGCUGGCCUGCGUGUGGCCUAUCCCACCCCCCACGAUGGCCGCCUCUACGUGCCCACCAACGGCUCGGUCUUGGUGCUCCGGGUAGACUUGGGCACCAACGCCACGGCCACGGCCCACUGGCCUGGGGGCAAUGUCAGCGCACCCUUUGAGGCCGCCUGCCCUGCCCCGGUGGCUGCCCUGGUGCCCAGCUGUGCUCUCGAGGCCAACACCACCCUGUUCUCGGUGCUGGCCCUGCCUGGCCUCCGCGAGGGCGAUCACACGGUGGAGGUGGUGGUGGAGAACAGCGCCGGCCGGGCCAACCUCAGCCUGCAGGUGAAGGCCGAGGAGCCCAUCUGCGGCCUCCGGGCCACACCCAGCCCCGAAGCCCGGGUGCUGCAAGGCGUCCUGGUGAGGUACAGCCCCAUGGUGGACGCCGGCUCAGACGUGGCCUUCCGCUGGACUAUAGACGACAAGCAGUCCCUUACCUUCCACAAUGUGGUCUUCAACGUCAUCUACCAGAGCGCUGCUGUCUUCAAGCUCUCGCUGACGGCCUCCAACCAUGUGAGCAAUGUCACCGUGAACUAUAACGUCACCGUGGAGCGGAUGAACAGGAUGAGGGGCCUCUGGGUGUCUGCAGUGCCACCCGUGUUGCCCCCCAGUGCCACGCUGGCACUGGCUGCCCACGUGCUGGUGGACUCGGCUGUGGAGGUGGCUUUUCUGUGGACCUUUGGGGACGGGGACCAGGUGAUUGGCCAGUUCAAGCCUCCGUACAAUGAGUCCUUCCGGGUGCCAGAUCCUGCGGUCGCCCAGGUGCUGGUGGAGCACAAUGUCACACACGCCUACGCCAUCCCAGGUGAGUACAACCUGACCCUGCUGGUGUCCAACGCCUUCGAGAACCUGACGCGGCAAGUGUCUGUGAGCGUGCGUGCCACCCUGCCUGCUGUGGCUGUGGCCGUGGGAAGCCGUGUCCUGGUGGCUGGCCAGUCUGUCACCUUUGCCCCACACCCACUGCCCUCAUCUGGGGGCAUCCUGUACACGUGGGACUUCGGAGAUGGCUCCCCAGCUGUGACGCAGCACCGGCCGGAGGUCAACCACACAUACAGCUCAGGGGGCGCGUACCGCGUCCAUCUGGAGGUCAACAACACGGUUAGCAGCGUGGCGGCACGUGUCGGCAUCCGUGUCUUUGAGGAGCUUCGGGGCCUGAGCGUGAGCCUCAGCCCGUCUGUGGAGCAGGGCGCACCUGUGACCGUCAGCGCCGCCCUGGAGUCGGGAGACAAUGUCACGUGGACUUUUGACAUGGGGGACGGCACGGUGCUCACGGGCCCUGAGGCCACGGUGGAGCACGUGUACCUGCGGGCACGGAACUGCACGGUGACUGUGGGAGCGUCCAGCCCCGCGGGCCGCCUGGCGCUGAGCCUGCCCCUGCAGGUGUUUGUCCUGGAGGUGCUGCGGAUCGAGCCUGCGGCCUGCAUCCCUGUGCAGCCCCUCGCCCGGCUCACGGCCCACGUCACUGGGGACCCCACCCACUACGUCUUUGACUGGACGUUCGGGGAUGGCUCCUCCAACACCACCGUCUCGGGGGACCCGACAGUGACGCACAACUUCACACGGAGCGGCACGUUCCCCUUGACGCUGGUCCUCUCGAGCCACGUGAACAAGGCCCAUUACUUCACCAGCGUCUGCGUGGAGCCCGAGCUGGGCAACGUGACCCUGUGGCCCGAGAGGCAGUUCGUGCGGCUCGGGGACGAGGCCCGGUGGGUGGCUCGCGCCUGGCCCCCGUUCCUCUACCGUUACACCUGGGACUUUGGCACUGAGGAUCCUGCCCGCGUCGGGGGCCCCGAGGCCACGUUUGCCUACCCGGCCUCUGGCUCCUACCUGGUGACGGUUGCCGUAUCCAACAACAUCUCGGCUGCCAACGACUCCGCGCUCGUGGAGGUGCAGGAGCCCGUGGAGCUCACGGCUGUCCGGGUCAACGGUUCUCGCGUGCUGGAGCUGCAGCAGCCGUACCUGUUCUCCGCCGUGGGCCGCGGGUGCCCCGCCACCUACCUGUGGGAGCUGGGGGACGGUGGGCUCCUCGAGGGCUCCGCGGUCACCCACGCCUACAACAGCACGGGCCACUUCACCGUCCGCGUGACCGGGUGGAACGAGGUGAGCCGUGGCGAGGCUCGGCUGAACGUCACGGUGCGGGAGCGUGCGCGGGGGCUCAGCGUCAACGCCAGCCGCACGGUGGUGCCCCUCAACGGCAGCGUCAGCUUCGCCACCUCCCUGGAGGCCGGCAGCGACGUGCGCUACUCCUGGGUGCUCUGCGACCGCUGCACGCCCAUCCCCGGGGGCCCCACCAUCUCCUACACCUUCCGCUCGGUGGGCACCUUCAACAUCAUCGUCACGGCCGAGAACGAGGUGGGCGCCGCCCAGGACAGCAUCUUUGUCUACGUCCUGCAGCACAUCGAGGGGCUGCAGGUGGUGGGGGGCGGAGGCGGCUGCUGCUUUCCCACCAACCGCACGCUGCAGCUGCAGGCCGUGGUCCGGGACGGCACCAACAUCUCCUACAGCUGGACCGCCCAGCGGGACGGCGGCCCGGCGCUGGCCGGCAGCGGCAGAGCCUUCUCGCUCACUGUGCUCGAGGCCGGCACUUACCACAUCCAGCUGCGGGCCGCCAACAUGCUGGGCAGUGCCCUGGCCAAUCGCACGGUGGACUUUGUGGAGCCUGUGGGGUGGCUGGCCGCAGCCGCCUCCCCGAACCCGGCCGCCGUCGAUGCCAGCGUCACCCUCUGUGCCAAGCUGGCUGGGGGCAGCGGCGUCAUUUAUAGCUGGUCUCUGGAGGGAGGACUGAGCUGGGAGACCCCAGAGCCGUCCACGACCCACACCUUCCCCACCCCCGGCCUGUACCUGGUCACGGUCACGGCUAGGAACCAGCUGGGCUCGGCCAACGCCACCACUGAGGUGGCCGUGCAGGUGCCCGUAAGUGGCCUCAGCAUCAGGGCCGGCGAGCUGGGUGGCAGCUUCGUGGCGGCGGGUUCUGCCGUGCCCUUCUGGGGGCAGCUGGACUCAGGCACCGACGUGAGCUGGUGCUGGGCGGUGCCGGGUGGCAGCAGGCACGGCCAGCACGUUUCUGUGGUCUUCCGUGACGCCGGCGCCUUCUCCGUCCGGCUCAACGCCUCCAAUGCCGUCAGCUGGGGCCUGGCCACGCGUGAGCUCACGGUGGAAGAGCCCGUCGCGGGCCUCGUGCUGUGGGCCAGCAGCAAGGUGGUGGCGCCCGGGCAGCUGGUCCACCUGCAGGUCCUGCUGGCCGCCGGCUCUGCCGUCAGCUUCUACCUGCAGGUCGGCGGGGCCGCCACGGAGGCGCUGCCCGGGCCCCGCUUCUCCCGCAGUUUCCCCCGGGCCGGGGACUACACGCUGAGCGUGCAGGCGGAAAACCACGUGAGCCGGGCCCAGGCGCAGGUGCGCAUCUUGGUGCUAGAGGCGGUGGGUGGGCUCCAGGUGCCCAACUGCUGUGAGCCAGGCAUCCCCACGGGCACGGAGAGGAACUUCACGGCCCGCGUGCAGCGGGGGUCCCGCGUGGCCUACGCGUGGUACUUCUCCUUGCAAAAGGUCCAGGGGGACUCGCUGGUCAUUCUGUCAGGCCGCGACGUCACCUACACCCCCGUGGCCGCGGGGCUGCUGGAAAUCCACGUGCGCGCCUUCAACGAGCUGGGUGGCGUGAACCGCACCCUCGUGGUCGAGGUCCAGGACACCAUCCAGCACGUGGUGCUGCGCAGCGGCCGCUGCUUUACCAACCGUUCGGCCCGGUUCGAGGCCGCCACGAGCCCUAGCCCCCGGCGUGUGGCCUAUCGCUGGGACUUCGGGGAUGGGGCCCCGGCGGAGGACACGGAGGAGCCCUGGGCCGAACACUCCUACCUGCAGCCUGGAGACUACCGCGUGGAGGUGAAUGCGUCCAACCUGGUGAGCUUCUUCGUGGCCCAGGCCACGGUCACCGUCCACGUGCUGGCCUGUAGGGAGCCCGAGGUGGACGUGGCCCUGCCCCCGCAGGUGCUGAUGCGGCGCUCCCAGCGCAACUACCUGGAAGCCCACGUCAACCUGCGUGACUGCGUCACCUACCAGACGGAGUACCGGUGGGAGGUGUACCGUGCCGCUGGCUGCCAUCGGCCGGUGCGCAUGGCCCCCGUGGCUCUGCCCAGCGUGGACAUGAGCCGGCCCCAGCUGGUGGUGCCACGGCUGGCGCUGCCUGUGGGCCACUACUGCUUUGUGUUCCUGGUGUCGUUUGGGGACACCCCGCUGGCACGGAGCAUCCAAGCCAAUGUGACAGUGGUCCCUGAGCGCCUGGUGCCCAUCAUCGAGGGAGGCUCGUACCGUGUGUGGUCGGACACUCAGGACCUGGUGCUGGAUGGGAGCAAGUCCUACGAUCCCAACCUGGAGGACGGCGACCAGACGCCACUCAGCUUCCACUGGGCCUGUGUGGCCUCAACGCAGAGUGAGACUGGCGGGUGCGCUCUGACCUUUGGGCCCCGGGGGAGCAGCGUGGUCACCGUCCCCCGGGAGCGCCUGCAAGCUGGCGUGGAGUACACCUUCAACCUGACCGUGUGGAAGGCAGGCCGGAAGGAGGAGGCCACAAACCAGACGGUGUUGAUCCGCAGGGGUCGGGUGCCCCUUGUGUCCUUGGAGUGUGUGUCCUGCAAGGCACAGGCCGUGUACGCAGUGAGCCGUAGCUCCUAUGUGUACCUAGAGGGCCGCUGUGACAACUGUAGCGGGGGCUCCCAGCGAGGGCAGCGCUGGGCGGCGCGUACUUUCAGCAAUCAGACGCUGGUGCUGGACGAGACGACCACGUCGACAGGCAGUUCAGGCAUGCGGCUGGUGGUACGGCGCGGCGUGCUGCGGGACGGCGAGGGUUACACGUUCACCCUCACGGUGCUGGGCCGCUCUGGUGAGGAAGAGGGCUGUGCCUCCAUCCGCCUCUCCGCCAACCGGCCCCCGCGCGGAGGCUCUUGCCGCCUCUUCCCGCUGGACGCCGUGCGCGCCCUCACCACCAAGGUGCAUUUCGAGUGCACAGGCUGGCAGGAUGCGGAAGACGCAGGCGCCCCACUCGUGUACGCCCUGUUGCUGCGGCGCUGUCGCCAGGGCCACUGCGAAGAGUUCUGCGUCUACAGGGGCAGUCUCUCUGCCUACGGAGCCGUGCUGCCGCCUGGUUUUGCACCACACUUCCAGGUGGACUUGGCCGUGGUCGUGCAGGACCAGCUAGGCGCCGCUGUGGUUGCUCUCAAUAGAGCUUCUGCACGCAGGUCUCUGGCCAUCACCUUGCCCGAACUCCCUAGUGACCUGCCAGGUGGCCCCCUGGACCUCACGACUUGGCUGCACAGCCUCACGGAGAGCAUGCUUCCCAGACUACUGAGACAGGCUGACCCCCAGCAUGUCAUCGAGUACUCUCUGGCCCUCAUCACUGUGCUCAACGAGGCCAGCGCAGGGCACGAGCAGGCGCUGGCCUCGUCAGCAGAGUCGGACCCCAGGCGGCAGCUGCAAGCCCAGAUACGCAAAAACGUCACGGAGAUUCUGGUCUCCCUGCGGGUCAACACCGUGGAUGACAUCCGGCAGAUUGCUGCGGCGCUGGCCCAGUGCACGGUGUCCAGCAGGGAGCUCGUGUGCCGCUCGUGUCUGAAGAAGACGCUGCACAAGCUCGAGGGCAUGAUGCACAUCCUGCAGGCCGAGACCGCCGAGGGCACCGGCACGCCCACGGCCAUUGCUGACAGCAUUCUCAACAUCACAGGUGACCUCAUCCACUUGGCCAGCGCGGACGUGCAGGGCCCGCAGCCCUCAGAGCUGGGCGCAGAGCCGCCGUCGCUGAUGGUGGCGUCCAGGGCCUACCACCUGUCGUCGGCCCUCAUGUGUAUCCUCAUGCGCUCCCGCGUGCUCAACGAGGAGCCCCUGACGCUGGCCGGCGAGGAGAUCGUGGCACAGGGCAAGCGCUCAGACCCGCUGAGCCUGCUCUGCCAGGGCGACGCCUCGGUUCCCGGCUGCCACUUCUCCAUCCCCGAGGCCUUCAGCGGGGCCCUGUCCAACCUCAGUGAUGUGGUACAGCUCAUCAUCCUCGUCGACUCCAACCCCUUCCCCUUCGGCUACAUCAGCAACUAUACUGUCUCCACCAAGGUGGCGUCCAUGGCCUUCCAGACGCAGGCCGGGGCCCAGAUCCCCAUUGGCCGGCUGGCCUCGGAGCGCGCCAUCACCGUGAAAGUACCCAACAACUCAGACCAGGCUGCACGGGGCUGCCACACCCCUGCCGGUUCUGCCGUCGUCCAGCCGCAGGCCUCGGUCGGAGUUGUGGUUGUCCCCGAGGACAGCAACCCUGACGCCGGGUUGCACCUACAGCUCACCUACUCGGUGCUUAGCGAACACUACCUGUCCCGGGAGCCCGAGCCCUACCUGGCUGUGUACCUGCACUCGGUGCCGCAGCCCAACGAGCACAACUGCUCAGCCAGCAGGAGGAUCGGCCCGGAGGCGCUGGCGGGUGGGGACCACAGGCCCUACACCUUCUUCAUCGCCCCAGGGAGCAGAGACCCAGGCGGGACUUAUUACCUGAACUUGACCAGCCACUUCCGUUGGUCGGCACUGGAAGUGACCGUGGGCCUGUACACAUCCCUGUGCCAGUACUUCAGUGAGAAGGACAUGAUGUGGAGGACAGAGGGCCUUGUGCCUUUGGAAGAGACGUCGCCCAGCCAGGCCGUCUGCCUCACCCGCCACCUCACUGCCUUCGGGGCCAGCCUCUUCGUGCCUCCCAGCCACGUGCGGUUCAUCUUUCCAGAACCGGCCUCAGGCAUGAACUACGUCGUCCUGCUGACCUGUUCCGUGUGUCUGGUGACCUAUGUGGUCAUGGCCGUGAUCCUGCGUAAGCUGGACCAGCUGGACGUCAGCCGUGUCCGCGUGAUCCCUUUCUGCGGGAAGGGGGGCCGCUUCAAGUACGAGAUCCUGGUCAAGACUGGCUGGGGCCGGGGCUCAGGGACCACGGCACACGUGGGCAUCAUGCUGUAUGGGGCUGAGGGCCGCAGCGGCCACCGGCACCUGGAUGGGGACAGGGCCUUCCGCCGCAACAGCCUGGACGUGUUCCAGAUCGCCACGCCGCACAGCCUGGGCAGCGUGCGGAAGAUCCGCGUGUGGCACGACAACAAAGGGCUCAGCCCCGCCUGGUUCCUGCAGCACAUCAUCGUCCGGGACCUGCAGACCGCCUGCAGCACCUUCUUCCUGGUCAACGACUGGCUGUCGGUGGAGACUGAGGCCAAUGGCGGCCUCGUGGAGAAGGAGGUGCUGGCAGCAAGCGACGCGGCUGUGCGGCGGUUCCGGCGCCUCCUGGUGGCCGAGCUGCAGCGUGGCUUUUUUGACAAGCAUCUCUGGCUCUCCCUCUGGGACCGGCCACCUCGGAGCCGCUUCACCCGCGUCCAGCGGGCCACCUGUUGCGUCCUCCUCGUCUGCCUCUUCCUGGGCGCCAAUGCUGUGUGGUAUGGGGUCGUGGGAGACGCCGCCUACAGCGCGGGGCCCGUGUCCGGUCUGAUCCCGCUGAGUGCCGACACAGUUGCCGUCGGCCUGGUGUCCAGUGUGGUCGUCUAUCCCGUCUACCUGGUCAUUCUGUUUCUCUUCCGGAUGUCCCGGAGCAAGGUGGCUGGGGGCCCGAGCCCCACCCCCACGGGGCAGCCGGUCCUGGACAUCGACAGCUACCUGGACUCGUCUGUGCUGGACAGCUCCUUCCUGGCCUUCCCGGGGCUCCGCGCUGAGGCCUUUGCCGGACAAAUGAAAAGUGACUUAUUUUUGGAUGAUUGCAAAAGCCUGGUGUGCUGGCCGUCCAGUGAAGGCACGCUGAAUUGGCCGGACCUGCUGAGUGACCCAUCCAUCGUGGGCAGCACCCUGCAGCGGCUGGCACGGGGCCGCCUGGGCCCGGAGGAGGACGGGCUCUCCCUGGUCAGCCCUUCCUCACGUGCCAAGUCCUUCUCAGCUUCGGACGAGGACCUCAUCCGGCGGAUCGUGGCUGAAGGGGCCGGCAGCCUGGCCCCUGCCCGGGACGCGCAAGUAGAAACAGAUCUGCUCGCUGGCCUGUCCAGCGCUCCUGCGGAGAGGACGGAGACGCUGAUGCUGCAGAGGCUGGGGGACAGGGGGCUGCCCAGCCCGGGUCUGACCUGGGAGCGGCCCCAGUCAGCAAAGCCCGCCAGGACAGGUGUGCUCUCGUGUCCCCAGGAUGCCCCUCUGGGCCCCUCCCCGUGGGCUGCCCGUCACCUGUCUUCCUCCCUAGGACUGGUGGACGGUCUGCGGAGGCGGCUGCUGCCAGCCUGGUGUGCCCCCCUGGCCCACGGACUCAGCCUGCUCUUGGUGGCUGUGGCUGUGGGGGUCUCCGGCUGGGUGGGUGCCGGCUUCUCCCCUGGUGUGGGUGUGAUGUGGCUCCUCUCGAGCAGCUCCAGCUUCUUGGCCUCCUUCUUCGGCUGGGAGCCGCUCAAGGUCCUGCUGGAGGCCCUGUACUUCUCCCUGGUGGCCAAGCGGCUGCACCCCGACGAGGAUGACACCUUGGUGGAGAGCCCGGCUGUGACCCCUGUGAGUGAGCGUGUGCCCCGUGUGCGGCCCCCACACGGCUUUGCGCUCUUCCUGGCGAAGGAAGAGGCCCGAAAGGUCAAGAAGCUGCACGGGAUGCUGAGGAGCUUCCUGGUAUACAUGCUCUUCCUGCUGGUGACGCUGCUGGCCAACCAUGGGGACGCUUCCUGCCACAGCCAUGCCUACCGCCUGCAGAGUGCCAUCAAACAGGAGCUCGGCAGCCAGGCCUUCCUGGCCAUCACCCGGUCUGAGGAGUUUUGGCCGUGGCUGUCCCACGUCCUGCUCCCCUACAUCCAUGGGAACCAGUCCAGCCCGGAGCUGGGGCCCCCGCGACUGCGGCAGGUGCGGCUGCAGGAAGCACUCUGCCCAGACCCUGCUCGCCCGGGUGUGCCCAUGUGCGCGGCAGCCGCAGGCUCCUUCAGCACAGGCGACUAUGGCGUCGGCUGGGGCAGUGCUGCCCACAACGGCUCCAAGACGUGGGCCUACUCUGCGCCAGACCUGCUGGGGGUCUGGUCCUGGGGCUACUGCGCCGUGUACGACAGCGGGGGCUACGUGCAGGAGCUGGGGCUGAGCCUGGAAGAGAGCCGCGCGCAGCUGGGCUUCCUGCAGCUGCACAACUGGAUCGACAACAGGAGCCGCGCGGUGUUCGUGGAGCUCACGCGCUACAGCCCGGCCGUGGGGCUACAUGCCGCCGUCACGCUGCGCCUCGAGUUCCCGGCGGCCGGGCACGCCGUGACCGCAGUCAGCGUGCGCCCAUUCGCGCUGCGACGCCUGAGUUCCGGCCUCUCGCUGCCGCUGCUCACCUCGGUGAGCCUGCUGCUGUUCGCGCUGUACUUCUCGGUGGCCGAGGCGCGUGUGUGGCGCCGGGAAGGGCGGACGCGCGCCGCACAGUCCGGAGCCUGGGCGCGGUGGCUGCUGGUGGCCCUGACCGCGGCCGCGGCGCUCGUGCGCCUGGCCCAGCUGGGUGUCGCCGACCGCCAGUGGACCCGCUUCGUGCGCCGCCGCCCACGCCGCUUCACCAGCUUCGAGCAGGUGGCGCAGCUGAGCUCCGCGGCUCGCGGCCUGGCCGCCUCGCUGCUCUUUCUCCUGCUGGUCAAGGCCGCCCAGCAGCUGCGCUUCGUGCGCCAGUGGUCGGUUUUCGGCAAGACGCUCUACAGGGCCCUGCCGGAGCUCGUGGGCGCGGCCUUGGGCCUGGUGGUGCUCGCCGCGGCUUAUGCCCAGCUGGCCAUUCUGCUGGUCGCUUCCUGCGUGGACUCGUUUCGGAGCGCCCUGAGGGCCGUCUUGGUGCCCUGCCCUGGGUCUGGGGGUCCUGCCCCGUGCCCCGCGGAGUCCUGGCGCCUCUCCCCGCUGCUGUGCACUGGGCUCUGGGCGCUGCGGCUGUGGGGGGCCCUGAGGCUGGGGGCGGUCCUCCUGCGGUGGCGGUACCACGCGCUGCGUGGGGAGCUCUACCGGCCGGCCUGGGAGCCGCAGGACUACGAGAUGGUGGAGCUGUUCUUGCGCAGGCUGCGCCUCUGGAUGGGCUUCAGUAAGGUUAAGGAGUUCCGUCACAAAGUCCGGUUUGAAGGGAUGGAACCGCUGCCCUCGCGCUCCUCCAGGGGCUCCAAGUCGUCCCCGGACGCACCCCCCCCCAGUGGGGGCUCAGACGCCUCCCGGCCCUCCACGGCCUCCAGCCAGCUGGACACACCCAGCGGGGGCCUGAGCCGGCUGGGGCCGCGUGGGGAGCCCGAGCCCUCUCGGCUCCAAGCCGUGUUCGAAGCCCUUCUGACCCAGUUCGACCGACUCAACCAGGCCACGGAGGAUGUCUACCAGCUGGAGCAGAGGCUUCAGAGCCUGCAAGGCCGCAGGAGCACGGGUGCCCCCAGCCCCUCCUCAGACCUGCGGCCAGCCCUGCCUGGCCGUCUUGCCCGGGCCAGUCGUGGCGUGGGUCUGGCCCCGGGCCCCUGCAGGGUUUCCCUGCGGGCUAAGAACAAGGUCCACCCCGGCAGCACUUAGUCCCCGGGGGGUCCUGGGCUCAGACCCCUUCCCUGGGGUGGGCCUCUGGCUUCAGUCUGCUCUGCAGAGGGAGCCAGAGCAGACACCGCUCAGUAUUAAUUUCUGCCACCCUUACGGUCUCGGGCCAGGCAGAAGAGCUGCACGAAGGCCCCCAGGGAGCAGUCGUCUCUCUCUCUGUGGGUCUCAGCACUUUAAAGACGCCAUGUGGGCAGCCAGGACCCAGGGUCCCCUCCCCGGCUCCCCGUGGGAGGACACAGCAGUAUUGGGCUGAGUGCCCAGCCUCUGAGAUGCUAAUUUAUUACCAGAGUCCUCAGGUACAGCGGGCUGUGCCCGGCCCCACCUCCUGGGCAGACAUCUCCCCUUUGCUAAGGAUCCAGGCUUCGGGGAGGGGAACCUGCACCUCCCGUCGUCUCCCCCUAAGUUAUUACCUCUCCCUUGCCCCUGCUGAGUGCACGCACCUUCAGCCGCAGUGUCUCUGUCGUCAGUAAUUUAUACGGGGUUAAAAAUGUAUUUUUGUACGUAGCUCUCUUUUUCAUUAGGGCCGAGGGACCUGGUGGCUGCAGUGGCUCCAUGCCCCCCGUCUCCUGUGGGGAGGGGUGCUGGGGCUGCAGAGCUGGCCUCCCUCCCCAGACACCUAACCAGAGUUGGAUCCAAGUUGGGCCUGGGGCUGGGAUGGGAGGCUUGUUGGAAGGGCCCAGCCAUCGCCUCGGCACUUCCUGUCACCACCCCCCCUCCCCACCCCUGUGGCCUUGCUCUCUGCCUGGGCUGUGACAGCAAGAGGGCAGAGCCCAGACCUGCGGGUGUCAGGUCUGGGGGAGGAGGAGGACGCGGGCGGCGCCAGAACUCCAGGGUGGAAGGAGCCCUGCCCCGGGGCUGGCUCCCGGGGCUGGGGCAGGUGAGGGUCUGUGUACCGGAGAACACGUGGGUGGUGGCACGGUGGCCCCCGACCGCAGCCCAACAGGCCCUGUACCACCUCCGUGGGUGUGGCCAUAGCUACAGCCUUGAUCCCAUCCCCACCCGACAAAGUCAAAUAAACCAGCUGGCUGACUGCA
Leopardus geoffroyi (Geoffroy's cat) is the source of this 14284-nucleotide messenger RNA. RefSeq names its product polycystin 1, transient receptor potential channel interacting (gene PKD1). The transcript has 45 exons. Lineage: Eukaryota; Metazoa; Chordata; Mammalia; Carnivora; Felidae. Gene Ontology annotation, cellular component: membrane. The record is from RefSeq and is a predicted model, not a curated record. The coding region runs from base 240 to 13232 and encodes 4330 amino acids. Gene Ontology annotation, molecular function: protein binding. Gene Ontology annotation, biological process: kidney development.